AUGAACGGACAAAAUAACUACAGUCACUUCGGGAGUUUCAUUUCAAAUUCUGAAACGAUAAGUAAUGAUCUUGGACUCCAAAUUCCGAUUGUGAAUGUAUCUCCAAUUGUGUAUGGAAAUCAUCAAGUUUCUAAUCGGAGCGCUAGUUAUUCAUCAUCCAACGGUUAUUUGUCAAGAGAUUCGCCGUCAAGUUUAAGUCCACCAGAAACAGGAUCGUCAAAUAGGAGUUCGUUUUCUUAUAGUAGUGAAAUAUCUCAAGACGAUUUUUUUAUGGACUCAUUAGUAAAUGGUAUUAUUGAAGGCGUCACUUUUGAUGAAGAUGUAUUAUCAUCUGAAGUUAAACUAGCUUCUUCUAAUGACCCUCAGAAUCAUUAUUGUCGUGAUGGCACAGUUUCGUUUUAUGAAAUUUCUUCAACAAUGCAGCAAAAAAACUCAAAUGAAAUGACUGAUACGUAUCCAUUACCGAUGGCAACUUCGCCAAGUACAUUUUUCAAUUCACCGUUGCUUCAACUUCCUCCAAGAAUAAAUCCAACUCCAUCUUUACUUUCAUUUUGUAAUAUACAUCCAGAUAACGCCAUAAUGUAUUGUUAUACGUGCCCAGCAAUAAUGUGUGACAUGUGUCAGAUAAAUGUUCAUGAUCGCCACUUGACAAUGGAAUUAGCCAAAGCAUCUGAAGUUGCUGAAAACCAAAUACAGUUAACGGUUAGAAUGACAAUUAUAAAGAAAUCCUCCAAUGAUAUUAGUUACAAGGCAUAUAAAGUUAAACAAAAUGUUUCUUCGAAUAUUAAGCAAGUAGUUAAUGCUGUGCUGGAACGCGAAAAAGAACUUUACUUGCACAUUGAAGAAAUAAAAACUGCGAAGCAAACAUUUAUAAAAUACCAACAAGAAAUUUUGAGAAACACUGUGGGUCAGUUAAUGAGGAUAACUAAUGCAAUAUCUGAAGCUAAGAAUUAUCUUAAUAUCAGUGGAAAUCCAGAAAAUCUUAUUGCCGUUAAAGAAAAAGCUUCUGUUGAGAUAUCAAAAAUCGAAUCCGAAGGUUUAAUCUAUGCACAAUUAAAAGAUCAUUGGUUAUCAUUUUCUGGAUCGAUUGAUAGCCUUCUUGAUGCGAUUACUCAAUAUGGAACAGUCAAAACAAGCCCUAUGGGAUCAAUUGGUGAUGGUAGGGCUCUGAAAGGUCGUGGUAAUUCACCUCUUUUAAUUCAACCAUAUCAACAACAAUAUAGACAACACCACCAUCAGCAACAACGACAACAACAUCAACAUCAACGCUACCAUCAUCAUCAUCAUCAGCAGCAGCAGCAGCAACAACAAAAACAACAACAACAACAAAAACAACAACAACAACAACAACAACAACAACAACAACAACAACAACAACAACAACAACAACAACAACAACAGCAACAACAACAACAGCAACAACAACAACAACAACAACAACAACAACAACAACAACAACAACAACAACAACAACAACAACAACAACAACAACAACAACAACAACAACAACAACAACAACAACAACAACAACAACAACAACAACAACAACAACAACAACAACAACAACAACAACAACAACAACAACAACAACAACAACAACAACAACAACAACAACAACAACAACAACAACAACAACAACAACAACAACAACAACAACAACAACAACAACAACAACAACAACAACAACAACAACAACAACAACAACAACAACAACAACAACAACAACAACAACAACAACAACAACAACAACAACAACAACAACAACAACAACAACAACAACAACAACAACAACAACAACAACAACAACAACAACAACAACAACAACAACAACAACAACAGCAACAACAACAACAACAACAACAACAACAACAACAACAACAACAGCAACAACAACAACAACAACAACAACAACAACAACAACAACAACAACAACAACAACAACAACAACAGCAACAACAACAGCAGCAGCAACAACAACAACAACAACAGCAGCAGCAACAACAACAACAACAGCAACAACAACAGCAGCAGCAGCAACAACAACAGCUGAAACAACAACAACAACAACAACAACAACAACAGCAACAGCAACAACAACAACCUCAACUGCAAAGGUACCAAGAUCAUCAAUUUCAGUUACCACAACAAAAUUCGUAUAAAGUUGCGCUUCAAUAUUAUACCGGGUCUCUGUCACCUGAAAGAAAUGUAGCGUCUACGAAUGUUCCAGUGGUUGUAAAAAUUGGGAAAGAUUCACCGUCGCCUAAGCCAGUCUUAAUUAUUGGUGAUGCAGGCGAAAAAAACAAUAAUUUAUGUCGUCCUUGGGGCGUUGCUUGUGAUAAAGAAGGACAUAUUAUUGUUGCUGACAGAUCGAAUAACCAAAUUAAAGUAUACGAUCAAAAUGGCAACUUUAUGAGGAAAUUUGGAACCCGUGGAAGUGGUCCCGGGCAAUUUGACAGGCCCGCAGGGAUUGUUGUUGAUGAACGCAACCGUAUUAUUGUAGCAGACAAGGACAAUCAUCGGAUUCAAAUUGUAUCAAAAUACGGUGAUUAUUUAUUAGCGUUCGGUGAAAAAGGAAUGAGGAAUGGUCAAUUUAAUUAUCCAUGGGAUGUAGCAGUUAAUACACGUUGUGAUAUAGUUGUAUCCGAUACACGGAACCAUCGUAUUCAAUUAUUCAAUGAAGAGGGUGAGUUUCUCCGUAAAUACGGUUUUGAAACAAUGCAGCUCAUGUGGAAGUUGCUGGAUUCGCCAAGAAGCGUUAGUUUUACUCCUAAUGGCGAUAUUCUUGUAUCAGAUUUUAAUAACCACCAUAUAGUUAUUAUUGAUUAUCAACUUCAAAAAGCUAAAAUAUUUGGUCCCGAAAAGAGAGCGCAUCCGUUUUUAAGAAUACAAGGUAUGAAGGUUGAUGAUGUUGGAAACAUAGUUAUUGCCGAUUCGCGUAAUAAUAGAAUACAGGUGUUAGAUUCAGAAGGUAAUCUUAAAUGUAAAUUUGGAAGUGUGGGAAAAGGUGUAGGUCAGAUGGAUCGCCCUGCUGGUAUUGCGUUAUCUCCCGAAGGCCGAAUUAUAGUUGUUGAUUUCGGUAACAACCGAAUCUUGGUAUACUAA
This is a messenger RNA of Cotesia congregata, 3102 nucleotides long. The record is from the annotation of a GenBank genome assembly. Lineage: Eukaryota; Metazoa; Arthropoda; Insecta; Hymenoptera; Braconidae.